This is a messenger RNA of Pyrenophora tritici-repentis Pt-1C-BFP, 2718 nucleotides long. Lineage: Eukaryota; Fungi; Ascomycota; Dothideomycetes; Pleosporales; Pleosporaceae. The record is from RefSeq and is a predicted model, not a curated record.
AUGCAGAAUGACGAAGGCCGGCCGGCCCAAGCAAGUCUCUGGAUUGAUCGGAAGUUCGGCAAGCACAUCCAGAAGAGACAGCUGGAAAUCCCGGAAUAUGCCGCCAGCUUUGUCGACUACAAGGCGCUCAAGAAGGAGCGCGAACUCGAGAAAGUUAACACAUUCUACUUGCAAAAAGAAGCAGAGUCAAAAGAAAAACAGCUCUACCUCUCGCGCGCCGUCGAGGUCCAACCAUGCUUCAACCGUGAAGUAAUCAGCAUAUUGUCCGACCAAGCGACUCAAGCGCUACUCGAUUUUUCAGGAUGGGCUGAAGGCGAGGGUGUACAGGCGCCUCAUCCUGCAACCGAACCACGCGUCUCCGAACCCGCGUUCGAAGCGAAGCUCGAGCUCGACAACCAGUUCGUACAAGCCAUCAACACCGCAAAUCAAAGCAAGAUCGAAGAGUGCCUCGCGCGUCUAUCGACUCUACCAGACGCAAGCGACCACAUUUCUAGAGCGUUCCUUAGCACUGUUGCGGAAGCGCCAGAGUCUGCAUUGAGAACUCUACUCAACUCAGGUCUUGUGAAUCUCCAGCAGGAGGAUGAGAUUAAUGAGCGAAAUUGCCUGCACAAGUCUGCGAUUAGUGGUCGAAUCGAAGUACUCAGGCUCGGGCUGUCAAGCAACGUGGACGUUCAUGCGACCGAUGUUUACGGACGGAUUCCUCUGCAUUACGCCUGUAUGCACGGCCAUGUAGAGCUGGUUCAGGAACUUAUCAACACAGCCUCUGAUACAGUCAAUUUCCGCGACCAGGACAGUUUUACACCUUUGAUACACGCGAUUGUGCAUUCGAAACUUGCCUGUGUGGAGAUACUCCUGUCUAGAGGCGCCGAUCUUACUCGUCUGGGGCCAGGGGAGCAUGUUCCGCUCAACCUCGCAUGCCAGUAUGCUUCGCUGGAGAUACUGGAACUUCUACUAAAAAGGUCGGCUGAAAUGCUUUCGGAUGCAGAGGGGCUGUUUCCACAACACCUGGUGGCGCGUUCAGGCAAGACACCCGAGGCGCUGCUGAUGCUAGAAAAGUAUGGCGCAGACCUCAACCAGCCUGAUAAGCUAUAUCAAUGGACACCGCUGUUUCAUGCGGCAAGUGAAGGGCAUGUAGAGUGCCUCAAGACAUUACUCCAAUGCGGAGUAGAUGUGGACAUUGUGGACGAAAAGGGUCUGUCUGCCAUGUACUACGCGACGUGGGAAGGGCACCUUGAGUGUAUGAGACUGCUUGCCUCCGUCGGACGCGGUAUUGGAUUGGCGAAGCAGAAACAGGUGUCCCCACAGAUUUCGUCGCAGCUAUCGAGCUCGAUGCCCGGAGCCAUGGAUAUCGAAGGCGACGCAGACGGUAUUCCCGAAUUCAUCCUACCGCCUCCUAUUAUUCCCUUCCGCAGAUAUGGACACAACUUCCUGGACACGAAGACGUUUGUGGUCAUUAGCUUUGAGAAGGUCGGCAAGGACGCGAUCCGGUUCUACGACGAGUCGAAAUACCCCGCUGCGAGGCUUACAAUUUCUUCCAAGAGCUCGGAUCUCAUACCGCGCAACAUUCUCUUACCCAUACAAGACGAGUUCAAAAUCAUCUCUUUCCAGAUCGAGAAUCUCGACACCUUCUCUAUCGACUUUGACGUAUAUCCUACAAUUGGAUCGAAAGUCAUUGCUCGCAGCGUAGCUUCUUCCAAGGUCUUUACGGAGCGUUCGAAGAGUACAGGGAGGUGGCAUCUCGAGUUAUUCGAUCCCAGGCUACGAGCAAUCGGCAGAGUUACGUUCGACUUCCAAGUCGUCAAGCCGUUUCAUGGUAUCCCGCUCGAGAUAACACAUUUUGCAACGUAUUGGAAAGCCACUAGUCAGCUCGACUCGCAACCUCAUACGCUCAUAACUGGCUCGAGCUUAUCAGGCGAAUACGUGCGCUUGUUUGUUCAGUUGACUGCUGACGGUAUCCCAGUGCUGCAUCCAAGAUGGAAGGUCAACCACCAUGGACUAGAAGUUCCAGUCAACAUCCUCACCUAUCAACAAUUCGCAGCUAUUGGUGCCCAGCAAACAGCUGAAGCGGCAGAAAAGCUUUCGGCAGAACUGAGCAAUACUGGUCCUAGUGAUAUAGCCAACAUUUACCAGAUUCUGGCGUCCUCAUUCAUUACAUUGAAUGAUGCACUAGCAGCGCUUCCAGCUCAUAUCCAUGUAGAACUGCACGUUCUCUUCCCAUCUAGGCUCGAAGAAGAAAGUCUCAAGCUUGGCCCGACGCUCGACAUGAACGCUUUCGCAGACAAGAUUUUGUCAGUAGUCUUUGAACACGCACGUCAGUUGAGGGAGCGAGGCGCAGGCGAGAUUGAUGACCCGGUCCUCCUCUGCAACGAGCUCGGCGCCGAUAGCCCUCGAUCGUCAUCCGAGAACACAAACAUUGUGCAAAGUAGUGGUCGCACCACUACGUCUGUAAAGGAGGCUGUGCAGAUUGCCAGAGACAACAACUUUAUGGGCUUGAUUUGCAGCUCGCGUCUGCUAUCACUCGCUCCUGCUCUCAUCGAAUCGAUCAAGACGGCCGGCCUCGUCCUCGUCACGGAUAUAACAGAUUCGUCUUCUGAAGGUGCAACACAGUCAGAGAAUAUCCACGUCGCAAACCCUCGCGGGCAGAACACACCCGAUGGAGUUGAUGGGUAUCUGAAAGGCAAUGGCGUGCUUUGCUUCAAUGAGACUGUCGAUAUGUAA